Messenger RNA from Eimeria maxima, 1755 nucleotides. RefSeq lists its product as hypothetical. The transcript has 5 exons. The record is from RefSeq and is a predicted model, not a curated record. NCBI's taxonomy places the organism in Eukaryota, Apicomplexa, Conoidasida, Eucoccidiorida, Eimeriidae. Bases 1 to 1755 code for a protein of 584 amino acids.
AUGCUAAUUCGAGCCCACGCAAAGCAGCAGCAGUGGCAGCAGCAGUGCCAGCAGCAGCAGCAGUGGCAACAGCAGCAGCGGCUGUGUCAGCAGCAGCAGCAGAAAAGGCGGCGGCAGCGGCAACAGCAGCAGCAACAGCUGCAACGGCAGCAGGACCGAUUCGCAACAAGAAUACUAGCCGAAUCCGAUCAGGUGGCUCCCGACGCUGCAGCAGCAGCAGCUGCGGCUGCUGCAGCAGCGGGUGCUGCUGCAGGAUCAGCACUGCAGCAGCAAAGGCAGCAAGAACAACAACAACAACAGCAGCAGCUGCUGCUGCAACAGCAGCAGCAGCAGCAACAGCAGCAGCUUAGAGAUUUAGGCGGUUCAGAUGAGGACCUCUCUGCAGCCGAUGCAGCAGCUGCUGCUGCUGCUGUCCAUGUUGCAGAGCCUGCUGCUGCAGCAGAAACAGCAGCAGCAGCAGCAGCAGCAAUGAUGAGUGAGCAUAGCUGCUGCUGCAGCAGCGCAGCAGUAGCAGCAGGCUGCGGCUGCAGCAGCUGCAUACUCAGGCAUGUUAAGAGGACGGCCUUCUGCUGCAGCGAACUGCAGCAGCUGCUGCAGCAGAUUUCCUCACAGGAGCGCUGGUGGCUGUAUAUUCCUUCUAUUCCGGACUGUCUCUGCAGCAAACCUGUAUGGUUUGCUUCUCCUGGCCUAAAGGCAACUUUCUUGCGGCUGCUAGUGCAGCAGCUAAAUGGUGCUGCUGCUGCUCCUGUUGCUGCUGCUGCUCGCAGCAGCCAUAGAGAGGUGGUAGCUGUAUUAGAGAGUGCUACAAGCCAUCUUGUUGCUCUUGGUGUCCCCACUAAAUGGCCACGGGGUGUCUCUGUGCGUCUUGCUGCAUCAUGGGGCAGCAGCAGGGGAUUUUGCUGCAGCAGCAGCAGCAGCAGCAACAGCAGCAGAAGCAGUGGUAGCAGUAGUAGCAACAGCAACAGCAGCAGCAGCAGUCAUCGAGCUGCAGAGGGAUGUGCAGCAGCACUGAAGGAAAGUGCUAGCAGCAAUACAGUAGGAGGAGGUGCAGCAGCAGCAGGAGCAGCAGCAGCACCAACUGCAGCAGGAGCAGCAGCAGCAGCAGCAGCAGCAGGUGAGGGACCUGAGCUGCUGCAGGUAUCUAUUUGUCUCAUAAAGAGGGACGAUAUUCUAUCAGAAGUGUCUGCAGCAGAUCCCUUUGAGGAGCUUGCUGCUGCUAUUGCUGCUGCAGAGCAGCAGCAAAACAUUAUUACACACCGCCGUCUGCUGCAUCGUGCUUCUACAAGCAGCAGCAGAAGCAGCAGCGGGAGUCGUUCUUUAGCGCCCCAUACGGCAGCUGCAGCAAAUAGCAGCAGCAGCAGCAGCAGCAGCAGCAGCAGCAGUGUAUCUUUUAUGGAUAGCAGCAGCAGCAGCAGCAUGAAGGAUAGAUAUGGUGAUUCUCCUUCAUCUCUUGCUGCUGCAUCUGCUGCAGCAGACGUUGAUGGUGGCAGCAGCACUCGUCUAAGUGCUACAGGAACCACUGGCAACAGCAGCAGCAACAGCAGCAGCAGCAGCAGCAGCAGCAGCAGCAGCAGCAGGAGACGAGGAGGACAGGGUGGCAAGGGGGAUAGAAGACACACUUUCUUCUAUAGGAUGGCCUCAAGGGUCAUCUCUGCAGAACAAACUGCUUUUGAUUUCAGUGAGCAGCAGCAGCAGCAGCAGCAGCAGCAGCAGCAGCAGCAGCAGAUGUGCUGCUGCACCCGUUAUGUCCUAUAG